Phycomyces blakesleeanus NRRL 1555(-) is the source of this 1810-nucleotide messenger RNA. RefSeq lists its product as hypothetical. The record is from RefSeq and is a predicted model, not a curated record. The transcript has 12 exons. The coding region runs from base 185 to 1516 and encodes 443 amino acids. Gene Ontology annotation, cellular component: protein farnesyltransferase complex. Lineage: Eukaryota; Fungi; Mucoromycota; Mucoromycetes; Mucorales; Phycomycetaceae. Gene Ontology annotation, molecular function: protein farnesyltransferase activity. Gene Ontology annotation, biological process: protein farnesylation.
ACGAAACGAAAGAAAAUUAAGAACAAGAAGAAGUAGUAGAAGAAGAAGAAAAUCAUUUACUGUUUUUCUCCUUUCUUCCUUUUACCUCUCUUUCUCUUUCUCUUUGUCUGCCUGCCUACCUGUCUGCCUGUAGAUUACAUAAACUCAUCUCAUCCUAUUACAUUACAUUACAUUACCUUUAAACAUGGGAAUUCUCAGCGGCACUGUUCCACUUUCUCAAUUACGCAUCAAGGAUGAUGGUCUACCUUCAGACACAUCUAUAUCCCAAAAAAGUACUGAGGAUUCUGUCCUAAAAUAUUAUGCAGAAUAUGCUCCAAAUAACUUGGAAAAAAAAUCACUUCAAAGUGUUAAUCUCGAGAGAGCAGACCAUGUACCUUUUUUAAGAAAAGGGCUUGAUCAACUCAGCCAAUGGAUGGUUGGUCUGGAUGCCAGUAAACCUUGGAUUGUCUAUUGGAUUCUACAUUCGCUUGAUUUACUAGAAGAAAAACUGUCUUCGAGUACUAUUGAAAGAGCACUUUCUAGCUUUGCAAAAUGGCAAUCACCAACUGGUGGAUUUGGUGGUGGUUCUGAUCAACUUGCUCAUCUGGCUACCACAUAUGGCUCCAUUAAUGCAUUGGCUAUUAUUGGAACAAAAGAAGCAUACGACUUGAUUGACAGGGAAUCAUUGUACGGGUUCUUGCUUCGAAUGAAACAACCAGACGGUUCAUUCACUAUGCAUGAUGGUGGUGAAAUUGAUAUUCGUGGUUCUUACUGCGCAUUGGCUGUUGCGGCCCUGACAAAUCUAUUCACGCCCGAAAUUACAGAGAAUUGUAUUGAUUUUAUUUGCAGAUCUCAAAGUUAUGAGGGUGGCAUUGGGCCUUAUCCUGGAAAAGAAGCUCAUAAUGGUUACACAUUUUGUGGACUGGCAGCCAUGGAUCUCCUGGAUGGAAUGUCGAGUCUGAACAUGGACAAACUUAUUAAAUGGUGUAGUGGACGUCAAAUGGAAUUAGAAGGUGGAUUUCAAGGAAGAACCAACAAACUUGUCGAUGGCUGCUAUUCAUUCUGGGGAGCCGGGGACUUUCCUUUAUUGAGCAAGGCAUUGGAGCAUGGUGUAAAUGAUGAUAUUGACUAUCUAUUUGAUCGAGAGGCCUUGCAAGAAUACAUUCUGAUUUGUUGCCAAUCAGAAUAUGGAGGAUUGAUAGAUAAGCCUGGAAAGGGGGCUGAUUACUAUCAUACUUGUUACUGCCUUUCUGGUCUAUCUACCUGUCAACAUUCUGUACACUAUGACACCAAGGCUGCUGAACAAUUAAAGGCACGGGGAAUCGAUUCUUCAAGAGGUGGCAUUAGCUCUCUUUUAUGGGCUGCCUCAAAUGAAGCUACAGUAGUAGGAAACGUAGACAACCUAUUGGCUCCCACUCAUCCGGUACACAACAUAUCCAUGGGAAAGGCACGCGCUAUGGUGCACUAUUUUUACAAAAAUGAGCUAAAGCAAGUACUGGAUCUGUUGCCUAGAGACGAAGAGGCCUGGGAAGCAUAGAUAAGAAUAAGAAUCAUUUCUUUUUGCCCUUUUAUUUUUUUCUCUCUCUUCCUUCUAUAUAUAUAUAUAUAUAUAUAUUAUUUGUAUUCUUUCUUUAUAUAUUUUAUUUUAUUUUAAAAGAAGAAGAAGAACAACAACAACAACAAGGAAAUAGCCAUUGAUAAAUGACACGUGAAAUAUGAUAUAUUUCUCCCUUUUUCCCUUUCUCUCUCUUUUGUGUAUGUGUAUGUGUACACAAAUAUACAAAUAUACAUAUAUAAAUUGGAGUGUCAAAUGAGGCACUUGAAGCCAUUC